AUGACCCCAGGGGUGCUGCUUCUGUUGCUGGGGGCAUUAGGGGUGCCACUCGCCCAGGGCAUCAUCGGUCCGGAGGCGGAGGGUCGACUCCGAGAAAAUCUCUUCUCGGGUUAUGAUAGCUCGGUGCGACCAGCGCGGGAGGUGGGAGACCGCGUCGGGGUCAGCAUUGGUCUUAGCCUGUCGCAACUAAUCAGCCUGAACGAGAAAGAUGAGGAGAUGAGCACAAAGGUGUACUUAGAUCUGGAGUGGAAAGACUACAGACUUAGCUGGGACCCUGCGCAACACGAGGGUAUUGAUUCACUCCGCCUUCCAGCCAGUGCCGUGUGGCUUCCAGACAUCGUGCUCCUAAACAACAAUGACGGCAAUUUUGACGUUGCUCUGGACAUUAACGUCGUGGUGUCCCCUGAUGGGUCCGUGCGCUGGCAGCCCCCAGGCGUCUACCGCAGCAGCUGCAGCAUCCAGGUCACCUACUUCCCCUUCGACUGGCAGAACUGUACCAUGGUGUUCAGCUCCUACAGCUAUGAUAGUUCAGAAAUCAGCCUGCAGACUGGCUUUGGUCCUGAUGGGCAAGAGCAGCAGGAAAUACACCUUCAUGAAGGUACCUUCAUUGAAAAUGGCCAAUGGGAGAUUAUCCACAAACCUUCUCGGCUAAUCCAGCAUCUGGUGGAUCCCAGGGGAGGGGGCAAAGGCAAGCAUCAAGAAGUCAUCUUCUACCUCAUUAUUCGCCGGAAGCCUCUCUUCUACCUCGUCAAUGUCAUUGCCCCAUGCAUCCUCAUCACGCUCCUGGCCAUCAUUGUCUUCUACCUGCCACCAGAUGCAGGAGAGAAGAUGGGCCUCUCCAUCUUCGCCCUGCUGACCCUGACUGUGUUCCUGUUGCUGCUGGCAGACAAAGUGCCUGAGACCUCCCUGUCUGUCCCUAUCAUUAUUAAGUACCUCAUGUUUACUAUGGUCCUUGUUACCUUCUCAGUCAUCCUUAGUGUCUUAGUGCUCAAUCUGCAUCACCGUUCACCCCACACUCACCAAAUGCCCUUUUGGAUUCAUCAGAUCUUCAUCCAAAAACUUCCUCAGUACCUGGGUCUGAAGAGGCCCAAACCUGAGAGGGACCAGAUGACAGAGCCACCUCUUCCUGCUCUCAAGGAUUCUCUAGGAAGUGGCUGGGGUCGGGGUACAGAUGAAUAUUUCAUAAGGAAGCCGCUAAAUGAUUUUCUCUUCACGAAACCCAAUAGGUUCCAACCUGAAUUGUCUGCCCCCGAUCUGCGGUCAUUUAUUGAUACCCCUAACCGGGCUGUAGGCCUACCUCCUGAGCUGCGGGAAGUCAUCUCUUCAAUCAGCUUCAUCGCUAGACAACUUCAGGAACAGGAGGAUCAGGAUGCGCUGAAGGAGGACUGGCAAUUUGUGGCCAUGGUAGUGGACCGCCUCUUCCUGUGGAUCUUCAUCAUCUUCACAAGCGUCGGGACCCUGGUCAUUUUCCUGGAUGCCACAUACCAUUUGCCCCCGGAAGACCCCUUUCCUUAACCUCGGGAGACCUGAGGCUCACUCAGUUGAUUUGAGAGUGAAGCGGCAUUCUCAAGUCCUAUCAUCUCUGUCUCUUAAUAAUUUAGGAGGAAUCCAGUCCUCCCAUUUCUGGGGGAGAAGGUCAGUGGGCCUGAGCACUGAGGCCUUGGGUCCAUGUAAAAUGUUCUAUCAGUUUAUUCAUUAUUUGGCUUCUUUAAGAAACUCCUUUAUGUAUCAACACCCGAGCCCCCAAUAAAAUGGAACAAAGAUAGGGGGCCCCUUACAGCAGUGCUCAAGAUCAGAUCCGCGCUUCCAGCAUGCAAAGUAUGUGCUCAGUCUGCUUAGAUCCCUCUCUUCCCCCUACACUGGGAAUUUUCUGAAGGUAGGAACUGUGUCUUGUAAGACGUAGGUACAUAACAUUGUUGAAAGUGAAUUUUUUCCUAAAAGAAAAUAUACCUAUUAGUAGUGCUUAUUUUGGACUUGUGACAGUUUUGUUUCACUUUUCUGUUUCUAUAGUCUUUUUUUGUGCUAACUAUCUUUAGGAUAAAAAAAACAGUUAUUUCUAAAAGGAUGUACUUAUAACGAGGGAAAAAAACUACUUGAGGGCCUGGAGCAAUAGCACAGUGGGUAGGGCGUUUGCCUUGCACGCGGCCUACCAGGGUUCGAUUCCCAGCAUCCCAUAUGGUCUCCUGAGCAAUUCCUGAGUGCAGAGCCAGGAGUAAGCCCUGUGCAUCGCCUGGUGUGACCCAAAAAGCAAAAAACAAACAAACAAACAAACAAAAAAAACCUACUUGAAAACCUUCAUUUGAGGGCCAGGGAAAUGGCUCAAAAGGCUAGACCAUGGUGCAGGAGCAUGGUCCAUGCUAGAGCCCCAGAUUUAAUCCUAACCCCUGCAUGGUUCCCUGAGCACUGCUGGGAAUAAUCCUCCCACUCAAAAAGGAAUUCUACCCUACCCACCCCUCAAAAAAAUCCCAGAAAACACAUUUUCAUUCAAGUUCUAGCUUUGGAACUCAAACUUUUGGGGGGAAUGGGGAUGUUGAGCCAUACCUGGUGGUGCUCAGGGACUACUCCUGGCUCUGUGCUUGAGUCAGUCAUGGCAGAGCUUUAGGGACCUUAUGGGAUAUAGGACUGACUUGAACCGGACUCAGCCUGAUACAAGGCAAGCACCUUAGCCUCUGUACUAUUUCUAGCCUGCUCUUCAAACUUUUGACAGGGCACAAAACUGCUCUGAGUUAUGAGGCUGGAGCAAUAGCACAGCAGGCAGGGCGUUUGCCUUGCACUCGGCCGACCCGGGUUGAUUCCCAGCAUCCCAUAUGGUCCCCCGAGCACCUCCAGGAGUAAUUCCUGAGUGCAGAGCCAGGAGUAACCCCUGAGCAUCGCCAGGUGUGACCCAAAAAGAAAAAAAAAACUGCUCUGAGUUUCCCUGUCUGUAAAACAAAGCUAAUGAUAGUAUGUGCACCUAAGUCUGCACAUUAUGUGAAAAUAUCGAGAUGAAAACACAAGCACUUGACAGUAUCAGAGGUUGCAACUGAUAUUUGGUUUCUUCCAUGUUGUUGGCUUGUGAAGUUCUUAAUUUGAAUGUUUACUACUUUUACAUUUUGGAUAUUUCAGAGAAGUCUGGAUUUCUGGUUUCUUAUGUAAACCAAGCAACCAGCUGAAAAAGAUUGACACCUGUUUGAUUCCCUGUUAGCAGCAACCUAUGAGAGCUGCUCCUUCAGGUAAUAGUAUCUGUGCUAGAAUUUCUCAGUAUGAGCACUCACCUGACAAGCUCCAUUC
Messenger RNA from Sorex araneus (European shrew), 3270 nucleotides. RefSeq names its product cholinergic receptor nicotinic beta 1 subunit (gene CHRNB1). The transcript is spliced from 11 exons. The coding region runs from base 1 to 1515 and encodes 504 amino acids. Gene Ontology annotation, biological process: monoatomic ion transmembrane transport; chemical synaptic transmission; signal transduction. Gene Ontology annotation, cellular component: neuron projection; postsynaptic membrane; synapse. Gene Ontology annotation, molecular function: acetylcholine-gated monoatomic cation-selective channel activity; transmembrane signaling receptor activity. Lineage: Eukaryota; Metazoa; Chordata; Mammalia; Eulipotyphla; Soricidae. The record is from RefSeq and is a predicted model, not a curated record.